Molecule: messenger RNA, 771 nt
Organism: Protopolystoma xenopodis
Lineage: Eukaryota; Metazoa; Platyhelminthes; Monogenea; Polystomatidea; Polystomatidae
Source: the annotation of a GenBank genome assembly
AUGACAUUUCAGCUAAGGUCAUAUAGUGUCUAUCGGACCGUAAUAGGUCUGUCAUUGCAAGUUCCAUUCACAUUUAAAUAUUUAUCUUUAUCCAUUUGUCUCAAUCUCAAAGUGCCCUUGUAUUUGGCAACUACGGGCACAACUUUAUCUGCAGCUGGAGACUCAGCUUGUGCGGCAAAUUUUGCAUUAAGUGAACAUGAGAAGAAAUGUGAUAAACAAGUCCCUUCCAGAACUCCCUUUUGUGUCGAUGGGGCAGAUUGGACGCCGAUGGUCAGUGAAAAUGUCGACUACGUCUCCAAAGCACCAAUUGUCUCGAGGCCUAAACUGCCCGUCCACUUGAUCGAGGACGGUGGUUUCGAGUUGAUGGACAAAACUUUCGGGCCAUUGAGCCCAACUGACCCAAGCUCGAGAUUUCUGAGAACCUGGCGACAAGAAGCAAGUACUCCUACUUUUGAUGGUCUGCAUCAACACUCCAACCGGCCGAGAAAAACGUACGCAGACAUGAUUCCAUCAACAAUAACCUCGAAUGACUCCGAAGAGAUGUGUGCUCGGGGACAUAAACGUGCUGAGAUUUCGUCGAAUAUGGCUGAGGAACCGGUUGUCGUGGAGUCAAAAGACGACAGUUCAUGUGAGCAGGAAGUCUGGCAGCAUCCGUGCUUAGACGACAAGGAGCUCAGAGACUUUAUGUCAAACCCAAUGGCUCAGGGCACAUGGACCCAUGACAUGAUGCUGGAUGUUGACCUACCUAACAAGAGAAGAGAAGGUAGAUGA